AUGACGGACACGCACACUGCAGCGCCAAUUCCUGACCAGUUGAUGGAGAUAGAUGUGCGGUCAGGCACGGAAGUAGGUAGCAACGGACGGAACGAACCGAGAGAAGAGCUUCACGACAGUGCGGGUACAGUAACACGCAGGGCAGCGAGCCUCAGCCAGCGCUGGAGUGACCCCGCUGACAUGGAACUCGAUCGCAGAGAGAUAACGCGACUUAUGCUCCAGGAACUGGAGGACCUUGGCUACCACCGCACAGCGCAGGCACUCGAACGCGAGGCAGGUAUUCUCGCACGCUCACCAGACGUGCGUCGCUUGAAAACACUGCUGCUCUCCGGUGAGUGGGAACAAGCAGCAGAACUCCUCCCUGGACUGGUUGGUCGGACAACUUACCAAAAAGAGCAGGCCGCUGCGGAAACACCAGAAGAAGCGCUUUCCCCUGAGGCUUCAAGGCUCGUGGAUGAGGCUCGCUUCCUCAUUUAUACCCAAAAACUGUAUGAAAUUUUACUGGAACUUCUAGGGCAAGUCGAAGAGGGCGAUGAAGCGGCACCAGCGCGGGUGCUGCGUUGCCAGCGCCUGGAAGCGCUCCAGCAAGCCGCUGUUGACUGCCUGUGUCGGGAGCUAUCGCCGAACGCCGUAGCGCAGCAGGAGGCCUGGCGCCUGCACCGUCUCACCAUCGCUGUGCUGCGUGUCUCACAUGCGAGGGGCUCACUUUCCAAGGCGAUCCGCGAGUCUCUACGCUCCGUGCUACAGGGCGAGGAUGUUCCAGAGACGACCAAGACUGUACCACUUGGAGCGACGGAUGGAGUGGAGUUGCGGCGUUGCAUGCGCGAGCAACUCUUCCACAAGCUGCAGCCGUACAUCCGCAAGGAAAAAACGAUUGAAAAGUGGCGAUUGGAGACGCUUUUGCGACGAGCACUGCGAGAGAAUUUGCAGCAGGCUUGUUUUCCAUAUACCUAUCAGGAGCGUCCCUCGUUACUGGAGGAUCUUGUAUUUCAACCGAUGGCCAUACCGAGCGAGACAUGGCGCAUUCUCAAGGCGCACCGGGAUGAAGUCUGGCUUGUCCAGUUUUCCCACAGUGGUCGUUGGCUCCUCUCCGCCGGCAAAGACGGCCUUAUUGUCGUUUGGGAUGUUGCGCGACUCAGCCAAUCCAAUGAGCAGAUCGUCGAGCAUCGUGCUGACCUGGCCGCUGCCGAUGUUCGUGCUCUCUCCAAUGGUGUCGAGCCCGCCACCGAUGAUGCAUCAUCGGCAAACGGGUCGGAUGCGUUCGAACACGCCGGUUGUCUGGUGCUCGACGGCCACAGCGACGCGAUAUGUGCCGUAUCCUGGUCGCCGGACGACGAGAUGAUCCUAUCGGCAGCGGGUGAUCAUGUUUUGCGCCUGUGGGAAACGCGGACCGGUCGAUGUCGUUUCGCAAGUGAAAGACAAACCCAGGCGAUUACUGCAUGUGCCUGGCUUCAUGACGGCGAGCGCUUCGUUACCAGCCUGACAGACUCCAAUCUCUACGUCUGGCGCGUCGACGGGUUGCGAGAGCGCACGACGCUCGGCAUGGACCGCGUUCGAGCGCAUGUUGUACUCGCCUUUCAUGGACGCAUCUUUAACGACAUCGCGGUGAACUACUUUUACAACGAGAUCGUGGGAAUCUGCACCGCCCGGUGCAUCUGUCGCUAUGAUGCUGAUGGGGCAACCGCUCUAGGUCCCUGCAUCGAAGAGUCCGAGAAUAUGACAGCACUCUGCGUUUCCCGAUUAAAGUCGAUUCCGGUCGUGCUUGUGAGCACCUCCGGCGACGGUUGCCCGCGACCUGAGAUCCACGAAUGGGAUUUUGAACAUAACGCUCUAGUUCAGCGUUAUAUUGGGCAUCAACAGGGUCGCUUUGUGAUCCGAAGCUGUUUCGGUGGUUUUCGCGAAUGCUUCGUGCUGAGCGGCAGCGAAGAUGCCCACGUAUACAUCUGGAAACGACGUUCGGGUCAGCUCUGUGCUCGACUUGCAGGCCAUACUGGGACAGUGAAUGCGGUUGCGUGGAGUCCAACGGAUCUCGCGCUCUUUGCGUCUGCGAGUGAUGACGGUACCGUUCGACUUUGGAGCACCGCCAAUCGCUGCAUGUAG
Molecule: messenger RNA, 2100 nt
Organism: Cyanidioschyzon merolae strain 10D
Lineage: Eukaryota; Rhodophyta; Bangiophyceae; Cyanidiales; Cyanidiaceae
Exons: 1
Coding region: 1-2100 (699 amino acids)
Molecular function (GO): protein binding
Source: RefSeq, a predicted model, not a curated record